UCAAGCUGUCAAAGGCCAAGCUCCUGUUAUGUGCAAUAAUUUAUAAUAUAGAAAAAAUGAAAGUGAAAACAAAGUAAAGAAUAAUUUAAAGACAAUCUCAGUAUUUAAAAUAAAAGAAAAAUUUUUUCAGAAUUUCAGUUAAUAAAAAUCUGUAUUUUAUUAAGUUAGAAUUAAGUUAGGUGAACUACUAUUAUAAGAAAAUAAUAAUGUCCUUUCUAAGAGGAUCAGAAAACUAUGUGUGGUGUACGACUAGUGUAUUAGGAAAAGGAGCUACAGGCGCUGUUUUUCAAGGCGUUAACAAGAACAAUGGAGAACCAGUCGCCGUCAAGACCUUUAAUCAACUAAGUCACAUGAGACCUCAUGAAGUGCAGAUGCGCGAAUUUGAAGUUUUGAAAAAAGUAAAGCACGAGAACAUAGUUAAGUUGCUAGCUAUUGAAGAAGAACAGGAUGGAAGGGGUAAAGUCAUUGUCAUGGAACUAUGUACAGGGGGAAGUUUAUUUAACAUUCUUGAUGACCCUGAAAAUACAUAUGGACUCCAAGAGCACGAAUUUUUACUUGUGUUAGAGCACUUGACUGCAGGUAUGAAGCAUUUACGUGACAACAAUCUAGUACAUCGAGACUUGAAACCUGGUAAUAUCAUGAAGUUUAUAAGUGAGGAUGGCACUACUACAUAUAAGUUGACAGACUUUGGAGCAGCAAGAGAGUUGCAAGAGGAGGAACAGUUUGUAUCCCUGUAUGGAACUGAGGAGUACCUUCAUCCUGACAUGUAUGAAAGAGCAGUUUUAAGGAAACCAAUAGGAAAGAGUUUUGGAGCAACAGUAGAUUUGUGGUCAAUAGGUGUGACUCUUUACCAUGUGGCCACAGGGCAGCUGCCUUUUAGGCCAUAUGGCGGACGGAAAAAUAAGGAGACAAUGUUUUAUAUUACAACAAAGAAAGCUUCUGGAGUCAUAUCAGGUACACAAACAACAGAAAAUGGACCCAUUGAGUGGUGUCGGGAGCUACCGUCACACUGUCAGCUGAGUAUGGGGCUCCGGAAACUGGUCACACCACUGCUGGCUGGACUAUUGGAGGUGGACCCGCAUAGAAUAUGGACUUUUGAGAGAUUUUUUUCAGAGGUCCAAACCGUCACAUCAACCAAACCAGUUCACAUUUUUCAUGUGAAUAAGGCAGCAAGUAUAAAAGUUUUCCUGAAACCCGAGGAAAAAUAUGAGCAUCUGCAGACGUACAUCUGCGAACAGACGAGCGUGGUCGCCGAAUCGCAGAUCCUACUGCACAAGGACACCUUACUUCUCAGUGAAAUAGAUGAAAACACUCUUGGUAAGAAUUAUCCGGAAACGACAGCCGAGGUGCCACUGAUGCUCUUCAACAAGAACAACAACAACGUCAGUAUGGCACCGGAGCCCGAGGUACCCAAGUUUCCCGUGUUCCCGAACAUCGUGUCCGUCGAAAACGACGCCUCGCAGGCCAAGACGGCGUGCAGCGUCGGGCACGUCGUGAAGCGGCGCGUCGAGGCGCUGUGCGCCGCGUCCGUGCUGUGCGGCGCCUGCGUGACGCGCUGGGGCGCGCUGCUGGCCGUGCGCCUGGCGGCCGUAGCCACGCGCGCGCACGCGCUGGCCGCGCACGCCGCGCGCCUGCACGACGCGGCGCGCGCGCUCGACCUGGCCGCCGCCGCCGCGCUGGCGCUGGCGCCGCGCGCCGCCGCGCCCGACGCCUGGGCCGCGCCCGCCGCGCUCGUGGCGCACGAGGCCGAGGCGCUGCGGGCGGCGGGCGCGGCGCUGCGCACGCGCCACGCCGCCGCCGCGCUGCGCGCCGACUGGGACGACGCGCUGCUGCACGCGCCGUGCCCCAGCGAGCUGCGCCUGCACCUCAAGGCCAAGACGCUGGUGGAGCGCCUGCGCGAGUCGUGGCAGCACCUCGUGCGCGACCGCGCCACGCGCUCCAUGACGUACAACGACGAGCAGUUCCACGUGCUGGAGCGCAUCACGGUGGCGGAGACGGGGCGGCGCGCGCGUGCGCUGCUGCAGCGCGCCGCGCCGCUGGCACGCGCGCGCGCCGACGCCAUCGCCGACUGGUACAAGGUCGCUCAAACGGUCUUCCUGCAGACUCAGAUUCUAGACAAGGACCUGUCGAGUACCGAGCUGAAGGUGCUGGCGCUGGCGGCGCGGCUGCAGGACGCCGAGCACCGCACGCGCGCGCUCGUGGGCGACGCGCAGGCGCAGGCGCAGCUCAGCGCGCUGCGGGCCGAGGCGCGGGCGGACGCGCCGGCGGAGGGCGCGGCGCGGCGGGACGCGCGCGCGGGGCUGCCGCCCGGCGGCGCGGCCGUGCGCGCGCUGCUGGCGGCGCACGACGACGUGGCGGCCGGCGUGGCGAGCAGCUCGGCGCUCGUGGCGCGCCUGCUGCACCUCACGGCCGACGCGCCCUAGCACAGCGCCGGCGCGGCGUCGGCGUCGGCGUCGGGUUCGUCGGCGUCGUCGGCGUCGUCGUCGGCGUCGUCGCUCGGCUCCGGCAUCGAGACCGUGAUCUACGAGUCGGCGGGCGAGCGCUGGGCGGGCUCGCUGCCGCGCGACGACGACGCGCCGGCGCGGCCGGACUGCAAGGCGCACUCCAAGUCGGCGUGCGUGCUCACGUGAGCCGCCCCGUACUACGGAUCUCAGAGAUUGUUCCGUUUUCUUAAUAAGUAUUACUGUCGGUUUUUUAUUGUUUCAUUUCUAGUGAUGUUAGCGAAAUAUUACGUAGGGAUGUUAGUGCGGCGGAUCGAUUUAACGAAACCGUUUUAACUCUUCUACGUACCCAAUAGUCAGACAUUAGAUGGGCAAAAAGUCGCGAGGUCUAUGUAUAUGUAUGUACUGUUUGAAGAUGUGACUUCAUUAACUUAACGUACCUCUGUCUCGUUAGGUAAGUGGCAUACAAAUAGUUUAAAUGUAUUUAAGGCUGGACGGACAUUAAGGACGAUAGAACCAAUUUUGCAUUGCUUUCCUACUAAGUACUGGUGCUCUUCGAUAUCUACUUAUUUAGAUUUAAGUUAGAAUAUCUUGUAAAAAUUAUAUAAGGGUAAUGUUAUGUUUUAUAAAAUAUAUGAACGAUAU
Messenger RNA from Nymphalis io (European peacock), 3086 nucleotides. RefSeq names its product inhibitor of nuclear factor kappa-B kinase subunit epsilon (gene IKKepsilon). The transcript is spliced from 7 exons. Gene Ontology annotation, cellular component: cytoplasm. Gene Ontology annotation, molecular function: protein serine/threonine kinase activity; ATP binding. Bases 207 to 2423 code for a protein of 738 amino acids. The record is from RefSeq and is a predicted model, not a curated record. NCBI's taxonomy places the organism in Eukaryota, Metazoa, Arthropoda, Insecta, Lepidoptera, Nymphalidae. Gene Ontology annotation, biological process: peptidyl-serine phosphorylation.